Molecule: messenger RNA, 3736 nt
Organism: Rhagoletis pomonella (apple maggot)
Lineage: Eukaryota; Metazoa; Arthropoda; Insecta; Diptera; Tephritidae
Exons: 16
Coding region: 16-3552 (1178 amino acids)
Source: RefSeq, a predicted model, not a curated record
UCAGUACGCGCGGAAAUGUUAGCCACAAACGAUCGUCAAUUGGCCAAAGAGUCGAGAACUCAGCGGCAGCAGCUGCAGCAACAGCAACGGAUGCUGUACGAAACACGUUUUGGCGUCUAUUUGGCCGCUACUCGAACAAUAAUUUUCGGCGCGCUUUUUCUGCUCACCUUGAGCAUUCAUUUUGAUUCGAUCGCGGCGCGAACUGCGGAUGUGUUGAAAGUGGAGCUGCCGCAUGGCGGAGUCCUAGUCGGCCGUCAUCGUGUCUCGCACAAGGGUAGGCAUAUGCGUGCCUUUAUGGGGGUGCCAUAUGCGUUGCCGCCAGUGGGCGAAUUGCGCUUCAAGCCGCCUGUACCAUAUGGCCCAUGGGUCGGCGAGAGACAAACUAUACAAGAUUCACCAAAGUGUAUACAACGUGAUCCCUAUCGGCGUGACUUAGAAAUCGAAGGCAGCGAAGAUUGUCUCUACUUGAAUGUGUACACGCCUGAGGAUCUUCCCACCCAUGACCCCCUACCAGUCAUGGUCUAUUUUCACGGCGGCGGCUUUCAAUGCGGUUCCGGCAUCAGCAGCUUUUAUGGCCCAGAAUUUUUACUCGAUCACGAUGUUAUAUUGGUUAUCGGCAACUAUCGCGUCGGUCCACUCGGUUUUCUCAGCACUGAAACGCUAGAUUGUCCAGGUAAUUUCGGAUUAAAAGAUCAAGUCGAGAUCUUACGUUGGGUCCAGAAAAAUAUUGGCGCUUUCGGCGGUGAUCCAUCAUCGGUGACGAUCUUCGGUAAUAGCGCGGGUGGUGCUAGCGUCACAUACCACAUGCUCUCGAACUCGUCCAAAGGCCUCUUCCAAAAAGCCAUUGCACAGUCGGGUACCUACUACAAUCCAUGGGCGCAACCUCAAUAUAAGGGCUUGUCGGCGAGUCGUGCACGCAAAGUGGCGCAGUUGGUGGGCUGUAAUGCCGAGGCGCAAUGGCCAGAGCUUUUGCAUUGCUUACGUGGCAAAAGCGCCAAAGAUGUCGUUGCCACACUCUACGAGUUAUUUGAGUGGGAUUAUGAUCCCAUGGUGCCAUUCCAACCGGUGGUAGAGCCUCCACAUGAGGGUGCGUUCCUCACAGUUUGGCCGCGUGAUGUCAGCUUGCCACACGGUUUCUCUUUGCCACUCAUGAUUGGCGCCACUUCAGAGGAGGGUCUGCUCAAAACUGCGCCGUUACUCAAUCUGCCUGGCCUCUUGGAUGAAUAUAAGCAGCAAUUUGAUACAAUUCUACCCAUCGAACUGCAAUACGAUCACCAUCCGCCGGAAGUACGCGAAGAGAUUACGCGUAAGAUUGAAGAAUUCUACUUUAAAGAGGGACACACCUAUAACAAAUAUAAUCAUCAAAAUUUGACCGAUGUAAGUUUGUUUAAGAAGAGUGUUUAUUUCCUAACACAAAUAACGGUGUUACUCCUCCCAGCAAGUUUCUCAGAGCUUUUUAAAGGUGGAAGAGAGGACUAUUAUGGUGCUUGUCAUGCCGAGGAGUUGCAAUAUCUAUUUCCAGUAGCAAUGGAGUUGUUCGUCAGCGCCUCGCCCACAAAAAGCGAUAUUGAACUACGCGAAGCUAUUCUGCAGAUGUGGGUGAAUUUCGCCAGAGAAAGCAAUCCAACGCCGGCAAACUCUCCGCUCCCACACUGGAGCGCGGCAAAGGGUUAUCCUGUCAAUUAUGCUCGUCUAGGUCACAAAACACCUGAAGAAUUUACAAUACUACAAAUGGAGCGUAACUUGUAUGGCGAUCGCUCUGUGCGCAACUUAUUCUCAAACAAAAUGAUGAAAUCGACCAGUGUUCUAAUACUUUUUCUCUUUGCGUGGAUUAAUCUUUACGCCUUGACUGCGGCGCGUACGUCCGACAUUUUAAAAGUGCAGCUACCGCAUGGGGGCGUACUGGUCGGGCGCCAUUUGACCUCUCAUAAAGGUCGUCAUAUACGAGCUUUUAUGGGUGUGCCUUUUGCACUGCCACCCGUUGGAGAUUUGCGUUUUAAGCCGCCUGUGCCAUAUGGCGCUUGGACGGGAGAACGGCUGGCUAUACAAGAUUCCGAAUUAUGCAUGCAUCGUGAUCCUUUCAGACGACAAUCGGAAAUCGUCGGCAGUGAGGACUGUCUCUACCUAAAUGUGUACGCUCCAGAGGAACCCAAAACUUCGACACCACUGCCGGUUAUGGUGCAUAUACAUGGCGGUGGCUUUGUAAGUGGCUCUGGCGUAAGCAGCUUCUAUCCGCCAAAUUAUUUGCUCGAUCAUGAUAUCAUACUCGUUUCGGGCAAUUAUCGUUUGGGUCCACUCGGUUUCCUUAGCACUGAAACUAUAGAUUGUCCUGGCAAUUUCGGACUGAAAGAUCAGGUGGAGGUUUUGCGUUGGGUACAGAAAAAUAUUGCCGCAUUCGGCGGAGAUCCGAAAAGUGUGACAAUUUUCGGUAAUAGCGCAGGUGGCGCUAGCGUAACAUAUCAAUUGUACUCAGACUUAACGAAAGGUCUCUUCCACAGAGCUAUCGUUCAAUCGGGUACCUAUUUCAAUCCGUGGGCACAGCCAGAGCAUAAGGGCGUUGCCGCAAAGCGUGCUCGAGAGGCGGCGCAAUUGGUUGGCUGUAAUCCAGCGGAGAAAUGGCAAAAAAUACUGCGCUGUCUACGCACCAAGAAAGCUAGCGAUAUUGUCGCUACGCUUUAUGAAUUUUUUGAAUUCGAAUUCGAUCCUAUGGUGCCAUUUCAACCGGUCGUGGAGCCAACACAUAAGGGCGCCUUCCUCACCGUUUUACCGCGCGAUGGCGUAGUACCACAUGGUUUUUCCUUACCACUCAUGAUUGGCGCCACCUCCGAGGAGGGUUUGCUUAAAACUGCGCCGUUACUCAAUCUGCCUGGCCUCUUGGAGGAAUAUAAGCAACAAUUUCAUACAGUUCUACCAAUCGAACUGCAAUACGAUCAUCAUCGGCCAGAAGUGCGUGAUGAGAUUACGCGAAAGAUUGAAGAGCUCUACUUGAAGGAAGGCCAUAACUAUGACAAACGCAAUCAUCAAAACCUUACCAACCUCCACUCGGACGGUUGGUUUUUAGCUGGUAUUGAUGAGUAUAUCCGCCAGCGGGUGGAGGCUCAGAGCUCCUUAGAUUUGCCACCCUUCUACGUAUAUCUCUUUGAACAUCGCGGUCCAGCGAGUUUGACGGAAGUUAUAAAUGGUGGAAGCGAAGAUUAUUAUGGUGUCUGCCACGCUGAUGAAUUGCAAUAUCUCUUUCCGCUGGGACUCAAACUAUUCAUAACCGCCUCGCCAACUGCAAAUGACUUACAAUUGCGUGAGGCUAUACUUCAAAUGUGGGUGAAUUUUGCCACAGAGGGCAAUCCUACGCCUGCGCAAUCUGCUCUUCCUCAUUGGGAGCCCGUGACUGGAUAUCCCGUGAAUUAUGCCCAUUUGGGACACAAAAUACCGGAAGAGUUUACUAUACUACAAAUGGAACGUGGUAUCUAUAGGAGUCGCAUGGACUUCUGGCGCCAACUUAAAGCCCACAUCCCGGCAGAGCAGCGCGAAACAAAAUUGAGAGACGAGCUAUAGGCGAUGGAUAAGCAAGUUUUACUUAAUGCCUUCGCGUUCGUUAGGUAUAUCGUUGUAAAAAACUUUUCUGUAGCAAUGCUGAAAACAAUAUUUAAUAAUUUCUUAUGCCUAUAUAAAUUCGAAGUCGGGUCACAAGUUUAAGCCUGUACAUUUACUAACCUAAUAAAUUUUUUCUUUAAAAACA